Molecule: messenger RNA, 5593 nt
Organism: Balaenoptera acutorostrata (minke whale)
Lineage: Eukaryota; Metazoa; Chordata; Mammalia; Artiodactyla; Balaenopteridae
Gene: HEYL
Product: hes related family bHLH transcription factor with YRPW motif like
Exons: 5
Coding region: 1191-2078 (295 amino acids)
Biological process (GO): circulatory system development; anterior/posterior pattern specification; Notch signaling pathway
Cellular component (GO): nucleus
Molecular function (GO): protein dimerization activity; DNA-binding transcription factor activity, RNA polymerase II-specific; RNA polymerase II cis-regulatory region sequence-specific DNA binding
Source: RefSeq, a predicted model, not a curated record
CAGAGCAAAAGAGAAUUGAGUCUAGGAGGUGACAGGGGCCAGCUGGGCUACCUCAAAGAUGGUGGCCUUGAUCCUAAAAGCAUUGGGAAGGCCCUGUAAGAGAGUGGCAUGAUCAGAUUUGCAUUUAGAUGAUCACUCUGCCCGCUUGUAGGAGGCAGCGGGUGUAAUAGACUCCUGCAGUCUAGAAAGAUGAUGGAGGCUUGGUCCCGAGAUCGGCAGUGGAGAUAAGGGGGACGGGUGUGAGAUGUAUUUUAGACAUGGAAUGGGCAGGUUUUGAUGGGGUAGGUGAGGACAGAGGAGGAAUCAAAGAUGGUGGCCGGGUGUCCACCUUGCAGAAGUGGGAUAUGGGUGCCUUCGCUGAGAUGAGAACCUAGGCAGAAGAGGAGAGGUGGAGGCAAGCUCUUGGGUUCCUGUUCAGAUGUGUGGCAUUUCGCGUUCUGAAAUAGCAGGGGAGUCACCUUGUCUAAAGUUAUUUGUGGCUGUGAUGUCUACAAUGGGAGCUGGGCUCUGGAGGGCUGGGGCCUGGCUGAGGGCAUCCAGUCCAGCCCUCAGUCUGAGUGGGGCCUCUGGCAUGUUGGCCAAGUGAAUGAUCCUAAGUGCAACCCAGAGAAUCUCCUUCAUUCCAAGAGAGCCUCUGAAGCGGGAAAACAUUAAGAGGGCGAGCAGUUGGGCUGAGGAGGAUUUGGUCAGUCUGGGCAGGAAAAGCCCUAGAGGGCUGCGCCUCCUCCUGGUGAUGGGAACUCCUGGGUCGCCAGCAAACAUACAUCCUUCAGCCAAGCCCGGGGACCGGAGGCCUGACACGAUGCAGGGCUGGGGCCUUCUGGGGAGGCUGGGGCCACGUCCCGAGAGUCCAGAGAGGGCCCUGUGACCCAGAUGUCGCCUCCCCCUCGCCCCGGCCGCGCAGCGUGGGAGGAGGCGGCAGCUGCAGGCCGGGUGGAGGGCGGGCGACCGGCGGGCCCGGCCCGUGGGAAGCGGCGGCAUCUGUUCUUUCCACGCUCGUUCCCAGCGGCUCCCUCUGAAACCUAACCCGCAGGCCCGGCCCCACCGCCGCCGCCCGUGCCCUCGCCCGCCCCGCCCGGGGGAUCAGGUUGCAGGAGCCGGGCGGCCGGACUGCGGUUCCCCCGACGGCCGCGGCAGCGCAGCGAGGGCGAGGGGCGAGGGGCAGGAGGCAAGGCCGAGCGGUCAGCCAGAUGGCCCGGCCGCUGUCCACCCCCAGCCCUUCACAAAUGCAAGCCAGGAAGAAACGCAGAGGGAUCAUAGAGAAACGGCGCCGGGACCGCAUCAACAGCAGCCUUUCUGAACUGCGGCGCUUGGUCCCCACUGCCUUUGAGAAGCAGGGCUCCUCCAAGCUGGAGAAAGCCGAGGUCCUGCAGAUGACGGUAGAUCACUUGAAAAUGCUCCACGCCACUGGCGGGACAGGAUUCUUUGAUGCUCGAGCCCUGGCAGUCGACUUCCGGAGCAUCGGUUUUCGGGAGUGCCUUACCGAGGUCAUCAGGUACCUGGGGGUCCUGGAAGGGCCCAGCAGCCGUGCAGACCCGGUGCGGAUUCGCCUUCUCUCCCACCUCAACAGCUAUGCAGCCGAGAUGGAACCUUCACCCACGCCCGCUGGCCCCCUGGCCUUUCCUGCCUGGCCCUGGUCCUUCUUCCAUAGCUGUCCAGGGCUAUCGGCCCCCAGCAGCCAGCUCGCCAUCCUAGGGAGAGUGCCCGGCCCCAUCCUCCCCAGCACCUCCUCUCUGGCUUACCCCAUCCCGGCCUUCAGAACCACUCCCUUGCGCAGAGCCACUGGCGCCACCCUGCCAGCCCGGAGGAAUUUGCUGCCCAGUCGAGGGGCAUCUUCUACCCGGAGGGCCCGCCCCCUGGAGAGGCCAGCUGCACCCCUGCCCCCCAGUGGCAGGGCUGCCAGGGGCAGCCACAUGGCACCCCUCCUGCGAUCUUCUUCCCCCGCCCCUCCUGGCAUUGUGGGCUCUCCUGCUUAUGUGGCUGUUCCUGGGUCUUCCCAGGGGGCAGCUGGGAGGCCAGCAGGAGCUGUGCUCUGCCACUCCUGGGUCUCUGAAAUCACUGAAGUUGGGGCUUUCUGAGCUGACUUUGCCCCCAGGAAUGAGGAGAGUUCUUUUUCCAGGAGCUCUAAAAAUGGCGUUGCCUAUUCUGCUCUGCUUCCUGGACUGGUUCAUAUAUGAAGGUGUCUUCUUCACCCGGCAGAGGCCCCCUUCUCCUUUGGCCCCUCUCCCCACCUCACUGCUUGUCCCCUCUCCCCUCCUCACUGCUUGUCCCAGCUUCUCCUGGGGCUAUUCUGAUCUCAGAAGCUUGGUCUCAUUUUUUCCCUGGAGAGAUGAGUCUCAGGAGAGCCCCCUAAGAGCUGUACCCAGACCCCUCUCCUGCUCCAGGACACAUGGGCAGUAGGCAUUAAUCUCAGGUUGGGGAACAACGCUUUAACCUAAAAGGCACAAUGACCUAAGGCACGCUGCUCCCCUAGAGAUCAGACCCCAGCCAAGAGCAGUGACUUCCUGGCUGUAGCCUUCCCAGGCCCCCAGGGGCCGGAACAUAGUGUCUGUCUCACUUCCUGAGACAGUAACCACACAGGGGCCGCAAAGAGGUCUCCUGGGAACCCUGUCGGCCCCAGCCCACCUGUCUCCCGCCCACUGCAAUGAACCCAGAACAGACCUGCUGUCCGCCACGGCCAAGGCUGGGGACUGGGAGCCCAGCAGGGCCCGUUCCUGCCCUCUUGUCAGCUGCUGACACCUACCCUCCAGCUGACCAGCAGUUCCCUGCACACAGCUGGGAGGUCUCCGGGCUCCGUGACAGGGUGUACUCACCACCAGGCCUCGGACGGCGUCCCCAGACAGGAGCCAGGCUUGAGCCACAGAGAACCCAGCUCCCUGCCUACCACACGGCCAGCGUCCUCCAGGCCUGUGGUCCCGUCGGAUGCACAGUGCGGAGGCCAUGUUCCCACGUGAUGGCGCCCCGAGAGGAAUCCUCUUGGGAUUCAGCACCAGACGUUUGUGCUGCCUGUUUUGCAUCCGACUCACGGGGCCCAGACUGCUGGGACCGCCAAGGGCUGUCAGGCUGGACGAAAAUAACUGCGAGGAGGGGCGAGAGGAAGGACAGUCAGAGGCAGCUCUGCCCUUCAAGGUCACACAGUGGGUCGAGGGCCUGAGAUCCUGUUCACCCGGGAUUCCACGCGGCUGGCUCUGCUCAAAGGCCAUGCGUGGCGUUACCCAGCUUCAGCCCAGGUCACUUUCCCUCUAACAGAGGGAACAAAUGGCCCAGGGACCUUUCCCAGUGGAACAGCAGGAACUGGACAAAACAGGGGCAGACCAGAAGCGACACACAGCCGGCCCAGUGCUGCCACAUGGUUGUUAGAAUGCAGAAACACUUCUGUGCUCAUUGACAGACCUGCUUCCCUGAGUGUUCCCACCACAUGGCUUUUCUCCCAGGACCCCGUGCUGGUUAAUGCCCGGCCGACCCAAGGCCGUGGGGCCCUCCAGCUGGCAAGUCGUUGGUGCUUAUUCUGCACUGGUUGUUAAAUGCUUCUGAGGUCACCCCUGGAAGAGUCUCCCACUCCCAUCCUUUAAUGGAACUACCCUCCCCAGAGGCUGCAUUGAGGAGACUCCACGAGCUCAAAAAGUAGAGUCUGCAAACGCCCUGGGGAAAAAGGGCCCUUUCAGAGAAGUGGGUAGGAGGGCAGAGAUCAUUUAAAUGACCCAGAAAGCUCUUUUGAGAAGGCAAAUUCCUCAAGGAGGGAUAAAGAACUAAAGUAAUUCUUUUACUCCUCAGUGUGAGGUAGUUGGAUCAGAUAUUGCUCUCCUCCUGGACCCAUCUGUGUGUACAGCAGUGACGAGGUGUCAUUUCAGUGCGUGGGUCACCGGCCAGGAGUGCUCCUGAGGCAAACAGAGAUAGAGGGAAAUAGCGAGGGAGGGAAGGCAGUCAGCAGGCUCCCAGGAGUUGGGAGGGGGGGCAGAGGGUGGUGGCAGAAGGCAAAGACCAACUUCACCAUUUUCACAAGGGGCGGGAAGAACGGCGGUCCCCACCCGCCCCCCCUCCUCCCCCUGCACUCUCCCCCUCCCCCUCCCCCUGCACUCUCCCCUCCCCCUCCCCCUGCACUCUCCCCCUCCCCCUCCCCCUGCACUCUCCCCUCCCCCUCCCCCUGCACUCUCCCCCUCCCCCUCCCCCUGCACUCUCCCCUCCCCCUCCCCCUGCACUCUCCCCUCCCCCUCCCCCUGCACUCUCCCCCUCCCCCUCCUCCCCUGCACUCUCCCCCUCCCCCUCCUCCCCUGCACCCUCCCCCUCCUCCCCUGCACUCUCCCCUCCCCCUCCUCCCCUGCACUCUCCCCCUCCCCCUCCUCCCCUGCACCCUCCCCCUCCUCCCCUGCACUCUCCCCCUCCCCUUCUCCCCUGCACUCUCCCCCUCCCCCUCCUCCCCUGCACUCUCCUCCUCCCUGGCCGCUGCAGGUGGUGGCUCACUGCUCCCAAGAUACCAGUCAGUGCUCCAGUCCUGCAGUUUGACCACUUCCUAGCCCAAGAAUCCAACAUUUACUCAUGGCGGGAUGGUGGGAAACACACUUCCAUGUUUCAAAUGCCCAACUCCAAAAGAACCAGUUGACACCGUUGAAUGAGGUGGAAAUGGCCCAGAACUUUGAGCAUCUUAGUUGCUCUUAGGUUCAUUCUCCCUGAGAGAUUGUGCGGGGAAAGGUGACUGUGUGUAUUGGUUUCUGUGGUUGAGAACUCAUAUCUUUGUUUAUAUUCCCAAGCCUUUCUGGUGCCCCCGACUCCCACCCCAUCACUGGGGUUGUCGCAGACAUUCAAUAAAGUUUUUUUUCUUUAGCUCUUCUGGAAACCUCUGCAAGCUUCUACUUCUUAAAUAUCUCUGGAGUCCAUCUACUUCUCUCUGAUCCCAUAGCCUUCACCCUGGUCUGGCCACAUCACUUCUCCCCAUAUCACUGCCCUCCAAAAUGUCGCUUUGCUUCCUUCCUGCUUUGCCAAUCAGUUCUCAACGCAACCAGAGAGAGCUUUAAACACGCAAACCAUAUCAUAUCAACUCUGGUUUAAAAUCCUUACCCUAUUACCCUAUUAUUCUAAGGAUAAAAUCCAAGCUCUUCCUCAUCUGGUCCCAAACUCACUUCCAGCUUUUUUCUUGCCAAUCCCAAUCUUGUUCUUUCUUGCCAAUCCCGAUCUUGUUCCCUGUGCUUCUGCCACCCUGGCCUUCCUUCAUUUCUUCCACAUUCCAACCUCAUUCCCAUCUCCAGGACUUUGCACAUGCUGUGCCCUUUGCCCAGAAUGCUCUUCCUCUACCCUUUGCAGGCUGAGCUCUUCAUACCCUCAGGCCUUGGCAUAAAUGCCACCUCCUCAGAGAGGCCUUCCCUGACUACUGGGCUUGAAUCUAUCUCAACGUCCUAUAUCUUUUUGUUGUUGUUCACGUUUGGAAAUUACCAUUGCACAUCCAUUUGUGUGUUUACUUGUUGGUUGCUCCCCCACCAGCACGUAAGCUCCGUGAGGCCAGGGACCAUGCCUGGUUUGCACUCCACCCUGUAUCCAGUGCCAACCACAGUACCUGGCUCAACGUCAGGGUUCAAUAAAUAUUUGUUGAAUAAAUGAA